AUGAUUUGUUAUAUUUGUGGAUUGGACAUGGAAAAUUGGAAAGCAUUAGUAUGUCAUUUUAAAAUAUUUCAUUCGUUAAAAAGUUAUAGUACCUAUACAUGUGGUGAAGGUAACUGUAAACAAUCUUUUCAGUGCUUAGCUACAUUUAAAAGACAUAUACAUGUUAAGCAUUUCCCAGAACUACAAUUAAGUUCUAAAAUUCCUGAACAGUCUUGUACCAAUUCUUCACUACCACCUCUUAAUAAUUCUGAAAAUGUUCAUAGAAAUAAUUCUUUAAAUGAAAAUAUAAAUGCUGAAAUUCCAUUUAAUUUUGAACUAGUUAGUGAAUUAUUAUACAAAUCAGCAGUAGAACUGGUUGUUAAUUUACAUAGUAAUAAUAAUUUUGCUAGAGUAGACAUCAUAAAUAUUCAAGCUGGUAUAGUAGAAACAAUUUUAACACCUAUUGUGUCCAUGUUAAAAAAAGUUGUAGAAGAUGAAAUAAAAGAGCCUACUUUACUUUCUAAAUUUCACAGAGUUACUUCAGUCAUAGAAAAUACUUUUCUUUAUUGUAGUACUGAAUAUCGUUUAUUAGAUUGGCUUAUUAAUAAUGAAUUUUUGUCCAAAAUAAAUCAGUUUACUAUAAACAAUGAAAUUUGUCCAGUUCAACAUAUUGGUGAAACUAUAUUUGAUGAGAAAAAUACAACAGGCGCUUUAUUACCAUUAAAAUUUCAAUUUAAAAAAUAUUUUGAACAAGGUUCCCUGAUACUUGACUAUUUUAAAACACACAAGAAAUUGAAUGAUGGUAUACGGGCAACAUUGAUAGACAUACUUAUUGGACAAGUACUAUCACAACAAAUACCUAUGUCUGUAAGUAUGGCAGAAUCUCUAGCAGACCAAAUUGUUGCUAUGUUUAAAUCAGAAGUUAAGGAUACAUAUUUCAUGAAAAUCGGUUGUAAUAAAAAUCCCAAAGGAAAACUGUAUGCCAAGUAUUAUAAUUUUGUAAGAAACAUGAAAAAUACAGGAUUAAUACCCACACCAAUCACCAAAAAUAAAACAAUGAACGAGAAAAAACAGAAAAAUGGCUGGUUCGAAAAAAAAUUUGUAUCUGAAAGUGGAAUAGAUUCUAUACUUGAUGUUUUGAAAUACAAUGAUACUUCAUUUCCAGAGUUAGAAUCAAAUUGGAGAGCUACUGUAUUUUAUCGAUUAAAUGAUAUUAAGAAUUCUCAUUCAACAACAGAAAUCUUAAAUAAAUGGAAACAAUAUAAAGUUCCUUAUGGCCAUAAAUUAAUUGAUAUUGAUUACAAUAUUCUAUUUCCUACUGGUAUUAACAUAUAUCAAGACUUUGAGGAAAAAUCAGAUAAAAUAUUUAAAUUAUUAAAUGAAAAAAUCAAAGAUUUAAACUGUCGAAAAAUAUUGGAUACCUUAAAAAAUACAAAUGAAAUUAAUAUUAAUGAUAAUGUUAAAAAUGGUGUAUUGAUAUAUUUGCUACAUGCUCUAUUUGCUCCCACUUCAAAAAAAGUUACCAGAGACGAACAGGGAAAAAAGAAUCUGAUUAAAUAUUCCAUUAAAGAUUCACAAGACAGCUUCAUAGUAUUUGGUGAAUCUGUAGAUAUAAUGCAACAACAUUUAGAGCAACUUAAAAGUCGUGGGGACCCCAUCCAACCUUUUACUUUAAUUGUAGGGACUAUUUUUUCUCAUAAAGAAAUAUUAGUGUAUUUUGACUCAAUCAUGUAUAAAGUGCAUUCUAUACUAAGAUCCAUUGAAGUAUGUUAUAAAAUUUUCCACUUGUUCAAUUUGGAAUAUCCAUGUCAAUCAUCUAUUGUAUGGUUAUUCGUUCAAAAUUACUUUUUUGGCUUAACAUCUUCUUAUGAUAAACCUCAUCCAAAAUUAGUUCAAAUCUUAUCUGAUUUAAAAAAUGAUUAA
This is a messenger RNA of Melanaphis sacchari, 1902 nucleotides long. RefSeq lists its product as uncharacterized. The transcript has 6 exons. Bases 1 to 1902 code for a protein of 633 amino acids. Lineage: Eukaryota; Metazoa; Arthropoda; Insecta; Hemiptera; Aphididae. The record is from RefSeq and is a predicted model, not a curated record.